Messenger RNA from Colletotrichum orchidophilum, 600 nucleotides. RefSeq lists its product as uncharacterized. The record is from RefSeq and is a predicted model, not a curated record. The transcript has a single exon. NCBI's taxonomy places the organism in Eukaryota, Fungi, Ascomycota, Sordariomycetes, Glomerellales, Glomerellaceae. The coding region runs from base 1 to 600 and encodes 199 amino acids.
AUGGAUUUCCUCCGGCUGAGCGAGAGCCUCUUCCCUUCCUCCAUCAACACAGCCACAAUCACGACUAUCUCAAACCCAACAACCUCCCUCGCAACCGCAGCAAUGCCCACUGCCACCGAAGAAGUCGAGUCCCUCCGCGCCUGGAUCCUCUCGACCUCAGGCAACUGGCUCGCGAACCUAGGCAAGGCCAUCGCCCUGUCCAUCCCCCUCGGCCUCUUCAUCUCCGCCCUCUGCUGCUGCUGGAUCCCCUGCCUUUGGUACACCGACCACCUCACCGACGAUUUCCUCGAUAUCAGCGUAUGGACAGGCCGCCUCCUCCGCGGCGAGUACGGCCCGGCCGGCGGCUGGUUCACCUUCCUCCGCAACCGUGUCACCAUGUUCUUCAUGGGCCGCGAGGAGCGCGCCGAGGCCCAGCGCCGCGAGGCCCAGGACGCCGUCGACCGCGUCGUCGGUGACCUCCGCGACCCUAACGGCAAUGUCGUCGGCGUCGGAUACCAGCAGGAGCCCGCCAUGACGACCGCGAUCCCCCAGAACCGCAACAUUCGUCGCCAGGUGAUGCGUCAGCAGCUGCGCGCGAAUCGUAUCGCCAACAACAACUGA